Theobroma cacao (cacao) is the source of this 2333-nucleotide messenger RNA. It is a transcript of the gene COI1, whose product is annotated as RNI-like superfamily protein. The record is from RefSeq and is a predicted model, not a curated record. Gene Ontology annotation, biological process: SCF-dependent proteasomal ubiquitin-dependent protein catabolic process. Lineage: Eukaryota; Viridiplantae; Streptophyta; Magnoliopsida; Malvales; Malvaceae. Gene Ontology annotation, cellular component: SCF ubiquitin ligase complex.
AAGUUUCAGCUCUCCUUCUCUGUUUCACGUUUCUGUGGGCGCUCUCUACUCUGCCAUGCCUUCUCUACACGACCCAUUUUUGACCCGAUUCGUUUAGCCCCGGGGGAAAUUUGCUUCGUUUCAGAUCCUACCGCCGUUUCGUUUCUUCCACUUCCGUAAAAGAGAAGAGUUCCACGCCCGUUUCUUCUUCUUCUUCUUCUUCAGAUCAGUCUUUUUUUUUUUUUGCCGUUUCGCGUUUCUGGUUUAUUUGGGCUGAAAAGAUCCGAUUCGAUUGUAUUGAAUGGAGGAAAAUGAUAACAAGAUGAACAAAACGAUGACGUCACCAGUCGGUAUGUCGGACGUCGUUUUAGGCUGCGUGAUGCCGUACAUCCACGACCCGAAAGACCGGGACGCAGUUUCGCUCGUGUGCCGACGUUGGUACGAGCUCGACGCGUUGACGAGGAAGCACAUAACGAUCGCGCUUUGCUACACGACGAGUCCCGAUCGGUUGCGACGUCGUUUCCAGCACUUGGAAUCUUUGAAGUUGAAAGGCAAGCCUCGGGCGGCGAUGUUCAAUUUGAUACCUGAGGAUUGGGGAGGGUACGUGACGCCGUGGGUGAAUGAGAUAGCUGAGAAUUUUAAUUGCUUGAAAUCUUUGCAUUUUAGAAGGAUGAUUGUUAAAGAUUCGGAUCUGGAAGUUUUGGCUCGGUCUAGAGGGAAGGUUUUGCAGGUUUUGAAGCUUGAUAAAUGCUCUGGUUUCUCUACUGAUGGUCUCUUGCACGUUGGACGCUCCUGCCGGCAAUUAAAAACCUUGUUCCUGGAAGAGAGCUUAAUUGUUGAGAAAGAUGGUCAAUGGCUUCAUGAGCUUGCAGUAAAUAACUCAGUUAUGGAGACUUUGAACUUUUAUAUGACAGAUCUUGUCAAAGUGAGUUUUGAAGACCUUGAACUUAUUGCUAGAAAUUGUCGCAACUUGGCCUCUGUGAAAAUUAGCGAUUGUGAAAUUUUGGAUCUUGUUGGUUUCUUUCCUGCUGCUGCUGUUUUAGAAGAAUUUUGUGGUGGUUCUUUCAAUGAGCAACCGGAUAGGUACCAUGCUGUAUCAUUCCCCCCAAAGUUAUGCCGUUUGGGUUUAACAUACAUGGGGAAGAAUGAAAUGCCAAUUGUGUUCCCUUUUGCAUCCUUGCUUAAAAAGUUGGAUCUCCUCUAUGCAUUACUUGACACAGAAGACCACUGCUUGUUAAUUCAGAGAUGCCCCAACUUAGAAGUUCUUGAGACAAGGAAUGUUAUUGGAGAUAGAGGAUUAGAAGUUCUUGCUCGAAGUUGUAAGAGACUAAAGAGGCUUAGAAUUGAAAGGGGUGCUGAUGAGCAGGGAAUGGAGGAUGAAGAAGGUGUGGUUUCACAAAGAGGAUUAAUGGCUUUAGCUCAGGGAUGCCUUGAAUUGGAAUACUUGGCUGUUUAUGUAUCUGACAUCACCAAUGCAUCAUUGGAAUACAUUGGGACUUACUCAAAAAAUCUCUCUGAUUUUCGCCUAGUCUUGCUUGACCGAGAAGAAAGGAUAACAGAUUUGCCUCUUGAUAAUGGAGUCCGGGCUCUAUUGAGGGGCUGUGAAAAGCUUAGAAGAUUUGCUCUGUACCUCCGACCUGGUGGUUUGACUGAUGUAGGCCUCAGUUAUAUUGGGCAAUACAGUCCGAAUGUAAGAUGGAUGCUUCUAGGUUAUGUUGGGGAGUCGGAUGCCGGGCUUUUGGAGUUCUCUAAGGGAUGCCCAAGCCUGCAGAAACUAGAAAUGAGGGGUUGUUGCUUCAGUGAGCAUGCACUUGCAGUUACUGUGAUGCAAUUAACUUCCUUGAGGUAUUUGUGGGUGCAAGGAUAUAGAGCGUCACAAUCAGGUCGUGAUCUUUUAGCAAUGGCUCGUCCAUUUUGGAAUAUCGAGCUAAUUCCUGCAAGACGAGUAGUUAUGAAUGAUCAGGUUGGAGAGGCUGUUGUGGUUGAGCAUCCGGCUCAUAUACUCGCGUAUUACUCCCUAGCUGGACCAAGAACAGAUUUUCCAGAAACUGUUAUUCCUUUGGAUCCAUUAGUUGCUGCGUAGAGCUGUAAAUAUGACCUAUUUUUCGAAGUGUCCAUUUUUCCCAUCCACGUUCUGUCUAUAAAGUUUCUGCACCUUUCUCUUUUCUCUUUUCCUUUCCUUUUUGUUUAGAGGGUUUCCAAUUUGAUAUUUCAUUUUCGAUUUUAUUUCUAGACUUUGUCCUGUAAUAAGAUUGUGUUUUCUUCUGUAAUUUUGAAAGCACUUGCACUCUUGGUGGGCUACUGUUUUUGUCCCUUGUCCCUGGAAAAAGUAGUGAAUGACUCUUAACGGAAUA